This is a messenger RNA of Scaptodrosophila lebanonensis, 1051 nucleotides long. RefSeq names its product ELMO domain-containing protein 2. Lineage: Eukaryota; Metazoa; Arthropoda; Insecta; Diptera; Drosophilidae. The transcript has 3 exons. The record is from RefSeq and is a predicted model, not a curated record. The coding region runs from base 21 to 971 and encodes 316 amino acids. Gene Ontology annotation, molecular function: GTPase activator activity.
UUAAUCGUGGCGCGAGUGCAAUGUUUCUUUUGGACAAAAUACUGCCAUUUAUUUUCGGCUAUAUUAGGCCGUUUAUCAAAUGGUUCCUCCACGUUUUUACGCGUCUAUCGGAGCUGCAGCGCAUCUGCUACGGAGCCAAGGCGGGAGCGAGUCGAACGCGGCAGGUCGAGCGUUCCCUGCAGCUGUCGAAGCAUCCGGACAUUAAGUGCCUGUUAUUGGAAUUGGAUCAGGCGGCGCCAUAUGCUGAUGAUGCGGAAUUGUUGUAUUUUGCGCAACGAGCCACCCACGUAAUUGGCAAAGUAAAAAAGAUUAAGCCGAAUGUACAUCCCGAUUUCGGACGCAUCUUCGGCAAUUGCAUCACUGCCAUUUAUGGUUAUAAACGCUUAAUGCAUACCGCAGAGCAGCUGCGAGCCGAAAAGUACGAUGCCGAGAAUCCGGAACACGAACAGAAACUCCUGCAAUUAUGGCGUCUGCUAAUGCCGGAGGAGCCACUGACGGCCCGCAUCACCAAACAGUGGCAGGAUAUAGGCUUUCAGGGCGAUGAUCCCAAAACUGAUUUUCGUGGCAUGGGCAUGUUGGGCUUGGAAAAUUUGCUAUAUUUUGCGCGCGUCUAUAAUGAUGCGGCCAAACAUGUGCUGCUCCACUCCAAGCACCCCACACUGGGCUAUACGUUUGCCAUUGUGGGCAUAAAUCUUACCUCUAUGGCCUUUAAAUUCCUGAAAACUGGGGCUGUGAAGACGCAUUUUUACAAUCAGGCGGCGACAUAUAAACAACAUUAUAGCACUUUAGAAGAUUUUCAUAAGCUAUAUUGCUACUUAUUCUUCGAGUUCGAUCGCUUCUGGAUGGAGAGCGAUCCACGCGAUAUAAUGGACUUCCGGGAGAUCUACCAGGCAUUCGAAAUUUCAAAACUGGAGGCCCUGCACAAGGAUAGCACACUUUUUGUAACGAAUCUCGUCGUCGAAUCGGUCUAAACAAUAAUUCAUAGACCCUACAGCCGGCCACAAUACAUACUUUAUACAUUUGUAUAAAUAAAGCUUAAAACCACAAACAA